This is a messenger RNA of Cyclocybe aegerita, 759 nucleotides long. NCBI's taxonomy places the organism in Eukaryota, Fungi, Basidiomycota, Agaricomycetes, Agaricales, Hemipholiotaceae. The record is from the annotation of a GenBank genome assembly.
AUGCAGAUCGAUCCGAACCACGAAGGACCCUACCCCCUCCUCCCCGUCGACUCCGAGACGUGCUCCCACCUCAAUUUCUCUGACACCGACGACAUCGCGCAAUGGUUCUCCACGGAUCUCACACUCAUGCACAACGUCAUCAUCCGCGCGCUGAACGCGAUCUGGCUCUACGCGCCGCUCGUCCUACCCGAGGACGAAAGUGCGUUCACGGGGUACGCGCUGGCGUGCGUAUCGAUGAUCCGAUGGCAUCAUGAUGCGCAAGAGAAUUUCGUGUUUCCGAGGCUGCAGAGGAAAGCGGAUAUGCGGCCGAAUGUGCUGCAGCAUUUGGGGUUUGACGCGCGUAUGAAGAGCUUUGAAGAGUAUUUGAAUAAGGUUCAUGAUCGAAGGGAGCCGUUUGAUAGCGAAAAGGUGAUUGAGCUAAGAAGAGGCUUUGGAGGAAAGUUGGUUCAGCACUUGCAUGACGAAGUUAGAACUGUCUCUCCAGCUCGUCUGUUAACGUUCAACCGAGAUAAACUGAAGAGGAUUGCUGACGCCCUUGACGACAACAAAACAGGUUUCCGAGAUUCGUCAACCCUCUUUCCCUUCAUCAUAACAGCGCAUAAUCAAGAACACGCGCCUGACUGGCCAGUGGUCCCAACCGCUCUCAAAUGGUUCUUGAGCCACGUUGGACUUCACUUGCAUCGCCAAUACUGGAUAUUCUCUCCCUACACCAUAGACGGAGAGUUGCAAAACUAUCCCCCACACAAACACGAAGACUGA